AUGGAUGUACUUGAUCGGCUCCAAUCCGGGCUGUUCUUCCAUCAGCCCAGCAUCACAGACUCGGGGCUGAGCAUCAACCACCCUACACCCUUAUGGGCCCAAACUGUGUCCAACGUUGACUAUAACUAUGUUCAACCCCCAGACACUCAUCAUGCCCCUAGUCCAACCCACGCUCCAUCUCAUACUCGCCUAAUUCCACUACCACUGUUGAGCGUCUCGGUUGAUGUGGAUAUGCACGGAAGACUAUGCACCACAAAGGUCACCCAGCAAUUCAGCAACACUUCCUCUUCUACCGCACAAAAUGCGAAAUAUGUCUUCCCUACUUAUGAUGGUUCUGUCGUCACUACCUUUCGCUGCUGGAUUGGCAAUGACAGACUUCUCGAAGGAGCUGUGAAAGCUAAAGAAGAGGCACAGGCAGACUUUCAACACGCUGUCUCCCAGCACAAGGUAGCCGUAUUGGUUGAAGAACUGGCACCAGAAGUUUUGGAGACUAACGUGGGAAAUAUCCCUGGCCAGACGACGGUAAAGAUUGAGAUCAUCUACACCAACCUCCUGAAGGUAGACAAUAGUAGCGGAGGAUUGGUCUUCACGAUUCCGACAUCUAUCGCGCCGCGAUAUGGAGUAGCUCCGGAUGGGUAUAGUGUAAACCAGUCCUUACUCACUGAAGGCCUGCGAGUCAAAGUCCAAGCAUCAAUGCCGGCAGUCAUCCGCAAGAUUGAGUCGCCAUCGCAUCCAAUUUCAGUUGAGAUUGGGGCAGUUCCCCACCAUAGUUUUGAAAAUUUCGCUGCUGGAGCUUCAUCAGAGACAUUUGAUUUUUCGAAAGGACGCGCUACAUUAGCAGGCAGAUCGACAGCACUUGACCGGGAUUUCGUCCUACACAUACUGUGCAGCUCUCGGGAAUUGACAAAGUCGCAAGCUCUUGCUGCAACACAACCUGACCAACCCAGCCUCUCCACAGUUGCAGUGACAAUACACCCCGGAGAUUUGUUCCUGCAGAAUGUUGACAUGGAGGACUUCGACGGUGAGAUUAUCUUCAUGGCAGAUAGGUCUGGCUCGAUGCAUUCAAAGAUUCAUUCUCUGAUCAAUGUGAUGAAUAUUUUCUUGAGGAGCCUCCCUCAAAAAUGCUCAUUUAACAUCGCCUCGUUCGGCUCCAGCUUUGCAUGGUUGUGGCCUGCCUCGGAGAAAUACAACCAAGAGAACCUGGAUAUUGCAUCGCAACAUGUUGGAUCAUUUGAAGCAAAUUUUGGAGGUACCGAGAUCUAUUUGGCAUUACAAAGUGUGCUAGAUCACUACAAUAAAAGGAGUGACGUGGUAACUAGUGUGAUUCUGCUGACAGAUGGAGAAGUUUGGGAUGUGGACAAUGUGAUCCAGCUAGUGAGAAGAGCGGUGUCAAGGAGUGGGUCAAAUAUAAGAUUCUUCUCGAUCGGCAUUGGAGAUCGAGUCUCUCAUCGUUUGGUUGAGGGCAUUGGACAGCAGGGGGGCGGCUAUGCAGAAGUUGUACAUGAAUCUUUAAUGGGUUCAUGGCAGGAAAGAGUGAUACAGAUGUUGAAGGCAGCGUUAACACCAUCUCAUCUUCAAUGCGAAGUGGAUCUCGGCCAGGAAUUUACGACAAGGUCUUCUGAGAGGCAGAUUUCUGGAUAUACCGUACACUGCCCGGCAAUGAUCAAGGCUCCGCAUCAUAUACCUGUGCUGAAUACCUUCUCAUAUUUUACUCUCUACUACAUGUUGGAGAGCGAGUUAGAGUCGCUACCCGCAACUGUUACUGUGUCUGUAACAACUGACAAGGGAGAGAGGCUCACAGCACAGUUGCCACUGCGAAAGGUGACCGACCAAAUAGCCAUCCACCAUCUUGCGGCAAAGGCAUUGAUGAACGACUAUGAAACAGGACAAAGCUGGCUGGAUACUCUAAAUUCAAAUCUGAAGUCCACCAAUCCAGCAGCAUUUGACAAGAUUUUGGAGCAACAGGCACAACACCUUGGACAGAAAUGGUCCAUCACUGGCAAGUGGACGAGCUAUGUUGCCAUUGAUCGUACGAGUGCCCAGCACCACGAAAUAUCAGUCCGUAAAGUGAAUACUAUCGAUAUAUCUCAGCUAACCCGUCCACGGUAUACAUCCAGCUUCUCUCCCUGGCUCCCUAUCGAAUCCCCCAGCGUUAUGGCUACUCAAGCUACUGCCACCUACCCUCCCACCCAAAGUAAUAUCGACCGUGUACUCAGAGGCCCAACAAAAACGGGUAACCUUCGCAAUUAUGUACAAGGCGUGCAGACGCCGCACUGUACAAGUGCGAGAAGCAACAAUUGCUGGAACACCAUUCAGUCACUUCAAUCAUCGGCACCGCCGACACUAUCUGCACAGCAGUUCUAUGACGCACGGAAUAUAAAGCAUCCCGCGAAGAUAGCGGCCGCUGUUGAGAACGCAAACACAGCUGCUACUCCUACACCGAUUACUCCUCAGCAUACUCCUCAGCAUCCUCCUCAGCAUCCUAAUUCCUUCAACAAAAAUGUACCGACGGAUUCUAUGAAAACCACCCAGCAACAGCCUACUCCGGUUUUGGUACAUUCAAUUGUUCCACAGCAACCAGAUCCCAGCCCCUCAAAUUUUGAUGACUUUAGCAUGCCAGGUCCAUCUGGCUUCAAUUUUGAUUUCGGUGCUCUUGAAAACCCAGAUAUUCAAGAUUUCGAUUUUGACUCAUUCCUAAACACUGAUGGCGACACGACUGGUUUUAGAUCUGACCCGAGCAUCAGCUACUCUGCAGACGAUGUAGAGAAGGGUAGUGGGAUUCCUCCGUUUGAUUCCAAUGACGGCAGCCAAAGUCAAAACAAUAUUCAGCAAGAGUGCACAUCCCGACCUCUUCAGUUACCUCCUCAAAGUACUCAACCAGAGAGGGAUCAAGAGUACGGACGGACACGCCACUUUGUCGAACGUAGCAAUGAUCUUGCUACUGGAAGUAUUCCCCCCACCGAUUAUUGCGGACAACACGCAAGCCAACAAAGUUAUCACUUAGGGAGAUAUGCAUCUCUACCAGAACCAGCUCGACGAACCAAUGGCCGGCCCCCCCAAUCUAUUUCCUCCGCAGCCUACGAGGAAGAUUAUCACCAGAUAACUGAUCAGUCGCCGUGUGCUACCCAAGCAGCUAGUCUUCGUGCCAUUAAAGACUCCUCCGAACAGCCUAUAGAGGAAACACAGCCCUAUAUACAGGCGAAAGAAAUCCUUUCCCUAGAGAAAAUACUAUUUACGCAAGGGGCGGAUGGUAAGUUUCAUCUCGACGGCGUUGUGUUGAGCGAUGCCCUGAGUCAGCAAUGCGGGACCACGGUGCUAGAACUGUUCCUAGACUCCAUAUUUGAAGAUAAUGUGUCCACCCAAAGAGGUACAGACUUCAGAUUUCUUCACCUCAAUAUUCUUGCUGUCAUCUAUAUAACAGUCCAACACGCCGCUUCAAAGGACCUUUGGGAGCUCCAGGUAGCCAAGGCGCGUCAAUGGAUCAAGCAGAAGAUGACCGAGUUAUUGAAGGACAAGGGUGACCUAGAGAAACCACAAGAAAUAUCACUGGAAGAGCUGGAAAGGUCUAUUAUUAAAGAGCUGCAUGGAAAUGAUUUGUGA
Messenger RNA from Talaromyces proteolyticus, 3600 nucleotides. Its product is annotated as von Willebrand factor type A domain-containing protein. The transcript has 4 exons. The coding region runs from base 1 to 3600 and encodes 1199 amino acids. Lineage: Eukaryota; Fungi; Ascomycota; Eurotiomycetes; Eurotiales; Trichocomaceae. The record is from RefSeq and is a predicted model, not a curated record.